Molecule: messenger RNA, 1527 nt
Organism: Arabidopsis thaliana (thale cress)
Lineage: Eukaryota; Viridiplantae; Streptophyta; Magnoliopsida; Brassicales; Brassicaceae
Source: the annotation of a RefSeq genome assembly
AUGGGUUUGCCUUGGUAUCGUGUUCAUACUGUUGUAUUGAAUGAUCCCGGUCGUUUACUUGCUGUUCAUAUAAUGCAUACUGCUCUAGUUGCUGGUUGGGCUGGUUCGAUGGCUCUAUAUGAAUUAGCAGUUUUUGAUCCCUCCGACCCCGUUCUUGAUCCAAUGUGGAGACAAGGUAUGUUCGUUAUACCUUUCAUGACUCGUUUAGGAAUAACCAAUUCUUGGGGCGGUUGGAAUAUUACAGGGGGGACUAUAACGAAUCCGGGUCUUUGGAGUUACGAAGGGGUAGCCGGAGCACAUAUAGUGUUUUCUGGUUUGUGCUUCUUGGCAGCUAUUUGGCAUUGGGUAUAUUGGGAUCUAGAAAUUUUUUGUGAUGAACGUACAGGAAAACCUUCUUUGGAUUUGCCCAAGAUUUUUGGAAUUCAUUUAUUUCUUUCAGGAGUGGCUUGCUUCGGUUUUGGCGCAUUUCAUGUAACAGGAUUAUAUGGUCCUGGAAUAUGGGUAUCCGACCCUUAUGGACUAACCGGAAAGGUACAACCCGUAAACCCGGCGUGGGGCGUGGAGGGUUUUGACCCUUUUGUUCCGGGAGGAAUAGCCUCUCAUCAUAUUGCAGCAGGGACGUUGGGUAUAUUAGCGGGCCUAUUCCAUCUUAGUGUUCGUCCGCCUCAACGUCUAUACAAAGGAUUACGUAUGGGCAAUAUUGAAACCGUCCUUUCCAGUAGUAUUGCUGCUGUCUUUUUUGCAGCUUUUGUUGUUGCUGGAACUAUGUGGUAUGGUUCUGCAACUACUCCCAUCGAAUUAUUUGGUCCUACUCGUUAUCAAUGGGAUCAGGGAUACUUUCAACAAGAAAUAUAUCGAAGAGUUAGUGCUGGACUGGCUGAAAAUCAAAGUUUAUCAGAAGCUUGGGCGAAAAUUCCUGAAAAAUUAGCUUUUUAUGAUUAUAUUGGUAAUAAUCCAGCAAAAGGGGGGUUAUUCCGAGCGGGUUCAAUGGACAAUGGGGAUGGAAUAGCUGUUGGAUGGUUAGGCCACCCCGUCUUUAGAAAUAAAGAAGGGCGUGAACUUUUUGUACGCCGCAUGCCUACUUUUUUUGAAACUUUUCCGGUAGUUUUGGUAGACGGAGACGGAAUUGUUAGAGCUGACGUCCCGUUUAGAAGGGCAGAAUCAAAAUAUAGUGUCGAACAAGUAGGUGUAACUGUUGAGUUUUAUGGUGGUGAACUCAAUGGAGUGAGUUAUAGUGAUCCCGCAACUGUGAAAAAAUAUGCUAGACGGGCUCAAUUGGGUGAGAUUUUUGAAUUAGAUCGUGCGACUUUGAAAUCUGAUGGUGUUUUUCGUAGCAGCCCAAGAGGUUGGUUUACGUUUGGACAUGCUUCGUUUGCUCUACUUUUCUUCUUUGGACACAUUUGGCAUGGUGCUAGAACCCUCUUCAGAGAUGUUUUUGCUGGUAUUGAUCCAGAUUUGGAUGCUCAAGUGGAAUUCGGGGCAUUCCAAAAACUUGGAGAUCCAACUACAAAACGACAAGCAGUCUGA